AACAAAAUCCCAAAUUCUCUGCAACUUUGCUUCAAAUCACUUCUCCUUUUCUCCUACUCUCUCGUGACCCCAUUAAUCUUCUCUUUUUUCUACUUCUUCUGGAUUUUUCCUUCACGGGAAUCUUGAGAUUACCCAUAAAUAAUUAUUCACUCUGUUUUUACUUUUCAUAAAUUUUUGAAAAAAAUUGUGAAUGUUUUAAGUUAAUGCUGAAAAUUGUUUGAUACCCAGUUUUCUCCGUGAUAAAGGGUGGAAGAAUCCGUGAUUUUUUUUUCCUUUUUCAACUUUACUUAGAAAAGUCUAGAAGAAAGAGUUGGUAAAAAGAGUGUUUUUUUUUUUCGAAGAUGAGUCGGAAAAUUGAGAAGAUGGCUUCAAUUGAUGCCCAAUUGAGGCUAUUAGCACCGGCGAAAGUCUCAGAGGAUGAUAAGCUUGUGGAGUAUGAUGCUUUGUUGCUUGACAGAUUUCUUGAUAUUCUGCAGGAUUUGCAUGGAGAGGAUAUUCGAGAAACGGUUCAAGAGUGUUAUGAACUAUCUGCUGAAUACGAAGGGAAGCAUGACCCACAUAAGUUGGAAGAGCUUGGGAGUAUGCUUACCAGUUUGGAUGCUGGGGAUUCCAUUGUAGUCACCAAAGCCUUUUCUAACAUGCUUAACUUGGGUAACCUUGCUGAAGAGGUUCAGAUAGCUUACAGACGAAGAAGUAAGCUAAAAAAGCGUGAUUUUUCGGAUGAGGCUUCUGCACUAACUGAAUCAGACAUUGAAGAGACUCUUAAGAAGCUCGUCGGACAGCUAAACAAAUCACCCCAAGAAGUUUUUGAUGCUUUGAAGAACCAGACGGUGGAUUUGGUGCUAACAGCACAUCCUACUCAGUCUGUUCGUAGGUCUUUGCUUCAAAAGCAUGCAAGGAUUCGUGAUUGUAUGACGCAGUUGUACGCCAAAGAUAUUACUCCUGAUGAUAAGCAGGAGCUAGACGAGGCUCUACAAAGAGAGAUACAAGCAGCCUUUCGCACAGAUGAAAUCAGGAGGACUCCACCAACUCCACAAGAUGAGAUGAGGGCGGGGAUGAGUUACUUCCAUGAGACAAUAUGGAAGGGGGUGCCAAAAUUCCUACGCCGUGUUGACACUGCUUUGAAGAAUAUUGGAAUAAAUGAACGUGUUCCCUACAAUGCCCCUCUCAUUCAGUUUUCUUCUUGGAUGGGUGGUGAUCGAGAUGGCAACCCUAGAGUAACCCCGGAAGUGACAAGAGAUGUGUGCUUAUUGGCUAGAAUGAUGGCUGCAAAUCUGUAUUUCUCUCAGAUUGAGGAUCUUAUGUUUGAGCUUUCAAUGUGGCGAUGCAAUGAUGAGCUCCGUGUGCGUGCAGAAGAACUUCAUAGGACUUCCAAAAGAGAUGCAAAGCACUACAUUGAAUUUUGGAAGAAAAUUCCACCGAAUGAGCCCUACCGUGUUCUUCUUGCGGAUGUGAGAGAUAGGUUAUAUAAUACACAGGAACGCGCUCGUCAGCUACUAGCCAAUGGGUUCUCUGAUGUUCCUGAGGAGUCGACAUUCACAAAUCUUGAACAGUUUCUGGAACCUCUGGAGCUGUGUUAUAGAUCUCUAUGCGCUUGUGGUGACAGACCGAUUGCUGAUGGAAGCCUUCUUGAUUUUCUAAGGCAAGUGUCCACCUUUGGUCUGUCGCUUGUGAGACUUGAUAUUCGGCAAGAGUCAGAUAGACACACUGAUGUUCUAGAUGUUAUAACAAGGCACGUGGGUGUUGGCUCCUAUAAAGAAUGGUCUGAAGAGAAGAGACAGGAAUGGCUCUUAUCUGAACUAAGUGGCAAGCGUCCACUUUUUGGACCUGAUCUCCCUAAAACUGAUGAAGUCGCUGAUGUUUUGGAUACCUUUCAUGUCAUCGCUGAACUUCCCGCCGAUAGUUUCGGUGCUUAUAUAAUUUCGAUGGCCACGGCACCCUCUGAUGUGCUUGCCGUUGAGCUUUUGCAGCGUGAAUGUCAUGUAAAAAGUCCAUUGAGGGUUGUUCCGUUGUUUGAAAAGCUUGCUGAUCUCGAGUCUGCACCUGCUGCUGUUGCUCGGUUGUUCUCCAUAGAUUGGUACAGAAACCGUAUCAAUGGGAAACAAGAAGUUAUGAUUGGGUAUUCUGAUUCGGGUAAGGAUGCUGGCCGACUAUCUGCAGCUUGGCAAUUGUACAAGGCUCAAGAGGAACUUGUAAAGGUGGCAAAAGAAUUUGGAGUAAAGCUAACAAUGUUCCAUGGCCGAGGUGGGACUGUUGGAAGGGGAGGGGGUCCCACCCACCUUGCUAUCUUAUCACAACCCCCCGACACAAUUCAUGGCUCACUUCGUGUGACUGUUCAAGGUGAAGUUAUUGAACAGUCAUUUGGGGAGGAACACCUGUGCUUUAGAACUCUUCAGCGUUUCACAGCAGCUACACUUGAGCAUGGAAUGAACCCCCCUGUGGCUCCAAAGCCAGAGUGGCGUGCCCUAUUGGAUGAGAUGUCUGUUAUUGCUACAAAAGAGUAUCGGUCUUUUGUGUUCCAGGAUCCACGAUUUGUUGAAUACUUCCGCCUUGCAACCCCAGAAUUAGAAUAUGGUCGCAUGAACAUUGGAAGUCGCCCAGCCAAAAGGAAGCCAAGUGGUGGGAUUGAAUCUCUUCGAGCUAUUCCAUGGAUCUUUGCAUGGACUCAGACGAGGUUUCAUCUCCCAGUCUGGCUUGGCUUUGGGGCUGCAUUCAAGCAUGUUAUUGAGAAGGAUAUAAGAAAUCUGCAAAUGCUCAAGGAUAUGUACAACGGAUGGCCUUUCUUUAGAGUGACACUUGACUUACUCGAAAUGGUCUUCGCUAAGGGAGACCCUGGUAUUGCUGCAUUGUACGAUAAGCUUUUAGUAUCUGAAGAUCUGUUGCCACUUGGAGAGCGAUUGAGAUCCAAAUACGAAGAAACAAAGGGCUUUCUCCUUCAGGUUGCCGGGCACAAGGAUCUUUUGGAAGGAGAUCCAUACUUGAGGCAAAGGCUCAAACUUCGUGACUCUUACAUUACGACCCUCAAUGUAAGCCAAGCAUACACAUUGAAACGAAUUCGCGACCCCAACUACAAUGUGAAGGUCAGGCCGCAUCUAGACAAGGAGAUCAUGGAAUCAAGCAAACCAGCUGCUGAAUUAGUGAAGCUGAAUCCUACGAGCGAGUAUGCGCCUGGCUUGGAAGACACCCUCAUCUUGACCAUGAAAGGUAUUGCUGCUGGAAUGCAGAACACUGGUUAAGGCAAAGGCCAUUAUGUAUGUAUAAUAAGUGCUAUUGUCUUUUAACUUAUAUGAAUCCUGUUUCUGUUGAAGAAUAGUAAUGAUGAAAUGUUUUUGAAGAAUUUUGAGUGUGUGAUUUCUGAUU
This is a messenger RNA of Solanum stenotomum, 3360 nucleotides long. Its product is annotated as phosphoenolpyruvate carboxylase-like. The record is from RefSeq and is a predicted model, not a curated record. Gene Ontology annotation, cellular component: apoplast; cytosol; chloroplast. The coding region runs from base 342 to 3236 and encodes 964 amino acids. Gene Ontology annotation, molecular function: phosphoenolpyruvate carboxylase activity. Gene Ontology annotation, biological process: tricarboxylic acid cycle; leaf development; carbon fixation. The transcript has 10 exons. NCBI's taxonomy places the organism in Eukaryota, Viridiplantae, Streptophyta, Magnoliopsida, Solanales, Solanaceae.